UGCCCCGCGGGAGGAAGCGCCAGAGUCGCCGCUGUCCCGAGCUCAGCCGGGCUCCACUCCCGCCCCGUGCCAGCGACAUCGCCCACUGCGGCUGCGGGCACCGGGCACCGUGCUCCAGGCUGGCCGGGGAUGCGAGCUGCUCCCGCGACGGUAUGGCAGCCUCAGGAUGGGGCCGAGGAUGCGACAUCCUCAUCUUCUACAGCCCAGACGCGGAGGAAUGGUGCCAGUACCUACAGGACCUUUUCGUGUCCUGCCGCCAGGUCCGCAGCCAGAAGAUGCAGACAUACCGCCUGGGCCCAGACACCUCCUUCUCUGCGGAGGACCUGCGGGUCUUCCGGGAUGCACGGUGCAUGCUGGUGCUACUGUCUGCGGGGCUGGUGGAAUGCUUCUGCCAGCCAGGACUGUUGCCAGUGCUGCAGCGAGCCUUUCACCCUCCUCAGCGUGUGGUGCGGCUGUUGUGUGGAGUACAGUCCAGCGAUGAGGACUUUCAGGCCUUCUUUCCCGAAUGGGCACACUGGCAGGAGCUCACCUGUGACGACGAGCCGGAGACCUACCUGGCGGCUGUGAGGAAAGCCAUUUCGGAAGAUUCUGGCUGUGACUCGGUAACUGACACGGAGCCUGAGGACGAGAGAGCUCUUCCUCUCUCGAAGCAGACGAGCCUGCCUCUGGAGACAUCGCCUGGGAACCUGAUGGUGGUGCAGCCGGACCGCAUUCGCUGUGGGGCAGAAACCACCGUGUAUGUCAUUGUGAGAUGCAAGCUGGAUGAGAAGGUGUCAACAGAAGCAGAGUUUUCUCCUGAGGACUCGCCCUCCAUCAGGGUAGAAGGCACACUGGAGAACGAGUAUACGGUUUCUGUGAAGGCUCCAGACCUCUCAUCGGGAAAUGUUUGUCUGAAGGUAUAUUCUGGGGACUUGGUGGUAUGUGAAACCACCAUCAGCUAUUAUACUGACAUGGAGGAAAUUGGGAACUUACUGUCCAGUGCCGCCAAUCCCGUGGAGUUCAUGUGUCAGGCCUUUAAAAUUGUGCCCUACAACACAGAGACUCUCGAUAAACUGCUUACGGAGUCCCUGAAGAACAACAUCCCUGCAAGCGGACUGCACCUCUUCGGGAUCAACCAGUUGGAAGAAGAAGAUAUGAUGACAAAUCAGAGGGAUGAAGAGCUGCCCACCCUGUUGCAUUUUGCUGCAAAGUAUGGACUGAAGAACCUCACCGCCUUGUUGCUCACCUGCCCGGGGGCUCUCCAGGCCUAUAGUGUGGCCAACAAGCAUGGCCACUACCCCAACACCAUUGCUGAGAAACACGGCUUCAGGGACCUUCGCCAGUUCAUCGACGAGUAUGUGGAGACUGUGGACAUGCUGAAGAGUCACAUUAAAGAGGAGCUGAUGCAUGGUGAGGAGGCUGAUGACGUGUAUGAGUCCAUGGCCCACCUGUCCACAGACCUGCUCAUGAAAUGCUCCCUCAACCCUGGUUGUGAUGAGGAGCUAUACGAAUCCAUGGCUGCCUUUGCCCCAGCAGCCACAGAAGAUCUCUAUGUUGAAAUGCUUCAGGCCAGUGCAGGUAACCCAGGCUCUAGAGAAAGUUACUCUCGGCCCACUAAGGACUCAAUGAUCCGCAAGUUUCUAGAAGGUAACAGCAUGAAAUCAGCCAGUUUGGAGAGAGAACAGCCCCAUUCCCAGAGGGAAGAUAUUUAUCACAUCGUGGAUGAAGAUGAGACCUUUUCUGUGGACCUGGCCAACAGACCCCCUGUCCCCGUGCCCAGGCCAGAAACCGGUGCUCCUGGCCCUCACCUGCUGCCCGACAAUGAGCCGUACAUUUCUAAAGUUUUUGCAGAAAAAAGUCAGGAACGGCUUGGGAAUUUCUAUGUUUCUUCAGAGAACAUCAGAAAAGAGCCACCCGUGAGGCCGUGGAGGGACAGGCCCCCAUCGAGCGUCUACGACCCAUUCGCUGGGAUGAAAACACCAGGCCAGCGACAGCUCAUUACCCUGCAGGAGCAGGUGAAGCUAGGAAUCGUCAACGUGGAUGAGGCUGUACUGCACUUCAAAGAGUGGCAGCUCAACCAGAAGAGGCGUUCCGAGUCCUUCCGCUUCCAGCAGGAAAAUCUUAAAAGACUAAGAGACAGCAUCACCCGAAGGCAGAGAGAGAAGCAAAAAUCCGGAAAGCAUGCAGAUCUGGAGAUCACAGUGCCAAUCCGGCACUCACAGCUGCUGCCUGGAAAAGUGGAGUUUGGAGUGUAUGAGAGCGGCCCCAGGAAGAGCGUGUUUCCCCCCAGGACGGAGCUGAGACGUGGAGACUGGAAAACAGACAGCAUGUCCAGUACAGCAAGUAGCACGAGCAACCGAUCGAGCACACGGAGCCUCCUCAGCGUGAGCAGUGGGAUGGAGGGUGACAAUGAGGAUAAUGAAGUCCCUGAAAUUACUCGAAGUCGUAGCCCAGGUCCUACCCAAGUGGACGGAGCACCAGUUGUGACGGGAACACCGAUUGUGACCCUUGAGAGGCCUCCCAGGGUGCCUCCUCGAGCUGCUUCACAGAGGCCUCCAACCCGGGAGCCCUUCCAUCCUCCUCCACCGGUUCCCCCGAGAGGUCGCUGAUUUCACCUCCUAAAUCCAGCCUGCUUCAGGACUUUUAAGACUUGCAGUUUUCAGCCUGUUGAUAAAGUCUUCCUCUUGAGUAUUCUGCAUGACUACGGACCUUAACAGCCACCAACACUGAUGUUGCAGCCCUGCUGGUUUGGGUGUUCGUUGAAGACAUUAAGGCAUGGUGGAAUCUGAGACUAAAGACUUUGUUCAAGGUCGCCAAGGAUACUGGUUCACGUUCUUGUUUGCCAAACGGAUGAAGACUCUAUCAAAAUACUUACCUCUCAUAUCCUAUAGCAGGAGGCUAACAGGAUGGAUGGAAACGUACUUAACAAAUGAGCAUACUGUAGUAAACAUGGAUUAGUCCAUACAUACCGGCUAGUCCAGCCUAGUUUCUAGGAGGGAUUAUAGCACUUCCAGCAAAAGAAGUGGCCCAACUCUGAAGCAGUUCUUCCACAUUUCUGUGUAUGUGCUGGGGCUGGUCACAUAACAAAAAACUUCAACUGAUUUUAGAAAGGGGUCAGACCGGAUUCCUUUCCCACUGUUGGCGUCUGAGGUCCCCCAGAAGUAUGGAACUAAGAGAAGGCAGGUGGUUCUAUGCCAUCACACUUUUCCCCCUCUUACAUGUGUAUGUGUAUGUUUGUAUGUCUGUGGAGACCAGGGGCAGGGGCAGACGUCUUCACCGGCCCCUCUCCAUCUGUUCACUGAGGCAGAGUCUCUCAACUGGACUCAGGGAUUAUUGACACAGCUAGUCUAGCUUGCUCCAGGGAUCCUGUCUCCACUCUCCUGGAGCUGAGAUCCAUGCCCCCUUGACAUCUGUGUGGAUGUGGGACUCUGAGCUCAGGUCCUCAGGCUUGAACAGAAGCACUUUAUCUAAUGACCCAUCUCCCCAGCCCGUCACCACAUUUUCUGUCUCCAUGAGCCAAUCCUCUUUUAAGAACUCCCCAAUGUAGAAAUAUAAGCAUACCUGACUAUCAACUGGCCUUCCAGAAGUUUCCCCCUUACAUAUCACUCAGGCAUGGGACUACCAGGUACUGCUUUCAUUUUGGGCAUUUAUACCUCAGUAUGCUGUCAAACUAGUCAUUUGCCAGGAAACCACUGAAAACGGCCAGAACCAGAAGCUUGAGGUACUAGGUAUCCAUUUAUAAGUCUGUGGCCUUUAUAGUUCUGGCCAUAAAGAAAGAGAAGGACCCUUGACUUUUUCUCUCUUGAGGAGCCUGAAGUGGUGGGAGAAAAAGGCUAAAAUAUUUUCUCUCAGACUUACUACUGUUACUAUGUACAGUUACUAUUAGGCCUGGUCAAUAUGUGCAGAGAGCAGAGAACUGGAGCCAUGCUAUGAAUUGUGAGUUCCUGUUCUGUAAAUCUACCUUCAAAUCACAGAUCCUUAACCUCACCUGUACAUACAGCAAACUUAUCAGAAGCAUUUCUUUGUAAAAGGCACAGGCAAUAUGGUUGUUUCUCAUGAAAUCGUUGUCCAAUCCCACAUAGAUGUUAGGAUUAUUGAUCUGUUCCUGUGUAUUCUUACUGGGUCCUUUUCUCUUAAUUAAAGGCUCUUCUUCAAUCUCAUUCCUCCGUCGAUCACUUCCUGAGCUUAACUUCUGGGGGACCCUUGAGUUGUUGUGUGUAAAGCCCACCAUUGAUCAUGUCUACCGUGUGAGAAUAUUUUCACAAAGUAUCCCAUAGAGAACCUGGAACACGGUGAUCAUUCUGCAAAUGUGCUCCUUCAACCCUCCUGUCACUUGUUUGGGAGAAAUAAGAGACGAUCACACAAAAGAACAAAAAAUGACAACAUUGGCGUGGUUGUCUUCCAGUUGUUUAUGGCCUCCAUCUUGAGGAUUUUGAUAAAAGAUUGAUAUCUCUUUAUUGUAAGCCCCUUUUUGGAAACCCAACUUAGGUUUGUGUACAUACUCUGGCAACAAGUUUGGUAAUAACAUGGCAAGGCCAGCCAAUGGUAUUAGCAUCGUGUAUACAUGGCAUUGUUUGUGCAAUGUUUGGAUAUAUAAUUGUAUUUUAUUCUUGUCUUAAAAUAAAUAGAAAACAAAAUUGAAAGUG
This is a messenger RNA of Peromyscus leucopus (white-footed mouse), 4625 nucleotides long. It is a transcript of the gene Pik3ap1, whose product is annotated as phosphoinositide-3-kinase adaptor protein 1. The record is from RefSeq and is a predicted model, not a curated record. The transcript is spliced from 17 exons. Gene Ontology annotation, biological process: signal transduction. Gene Ontology annotation, cellular component: cytosol. The coding region runs from base 153 to 2588 and encodes 811 amino acids. Gene Ontology annotation, molecular function: signaling receptor binding; phosphatidylinositol 3-kinase regulatory subunit binding. Lineage: Eukaryota; Metazoa; Chordata; Mammalia; Rodentia; Cricetidae.